UGGCUGCUUGUCUCUGGGUUUCGACUUGGGAGCUUUACUACAAUUUUCGUUUCUUUGUCUGCAAUCCUUCAUCGCAUCUCGAAUUGCAACUUAUGGAUUCUGAUGCUAUUGAAGACUAACAAUUGGCUUCCUCCGGCUACUGGUUCAUGGUCAAAAUCCGAGAUUUAUCACUUCCUGGUUAUAUUUUAUACUUCGCAUACAUUUGAAUUCCGGGGUCGUAAUGGAGGACGGGGAGCUCGAUUUCUCAAACCAAGAAGUAUUUUCCAGCCCAAACGUGGGGGAGAUUCCAAGCAGUUGCUCUAUGGACAGUUUUUUCGAUGAACUUCUCAAGGACACUCAUGCUUGCACUCAUACACACACUUGCAAUCCACCCGGCCCAGAUUACUCACAUACACAUACUUGUUUUCAUGUGCAUACCAAAAUACUGCCUGCAGCAUCUGAGGAUAAGGUUUCAACUGACGACACUGCUGAAUCGGAAGAGAAGAAGUCAAAGAAACGACCAUUGGGGAAUCGUGAGGCAGUUCGCAAGUAUAGGGAAAAGAAGAAAGCUAGAACAGCAUCUUUGGAGGAUGAGGUUGUAAAGUUGAGGGCUUUGAACCAGCAAUUGCUGAAAAGGUUGCAAGGGCAGACAGCAUUGGAGGCAGAGAUUGCGAGGCUUAAAUGUUUGCUUGUGGAUAUCCGGGGGAGGAUUGAAGGGGAGAUUGGAUCUUUUCCCUACCAGAAAUCUGCUAAUAUGAAUUUGGCUAAUCCAAAUAUGCCUGGUGCAUAUGUGAUGCAUCCAUGCAACAUGCAGUGUGGUGAUCAAAUGUAUUGCCUUCAUCCAGGAAUGGAAGGCAAAAGUGGAGAGGGUACAUCAAUGAUUGGGCAAGGAUACAAUGGUUGUGAAUUUGAGAAUUUGCAGUGCAUUGCAAACCAGAAUUCAGAAAACAAAGAGCUGUCUGGUUGUGGUCUUGGGAGUGUAGGUACCAAUGCCAAUUCUACUGGGACCAACAAAAGGAAAGGAUGGGCUCGUGCUGCAACCGCAAAUUGAUGCACUCUUCAAGUGGCGUUGUCCUUCUAUGUGGGCCUGUGGGGGUGCUUAAUGCCAUGCAAUGAUAUUUGCUGUUUUGCAGUUUUUGUUUCCUCAGGUGACCAAUGUUCUUUAUUUCUUGUCUUUUUAUGUAUCAUAGUUGUAGGUCAGGGUGGACUAGAACCCCCCUUAACCCUUUAUGCUUGAUUCAAGUUUCUGGCUCCUGACCAGGAAGGAAGCCCCAAGUAUGUGUUGCGGCAGUUGCGCAGGGUAUUUAAACCUUUGGUUUUUCAAUUGCAGACAAUCUAAUUUGGUUGGCAAACUUAUUUGAUUAAUGAGACUAGAAUUCACAUUCUUUGA
Molecule: messenger RNA, 1369 nt
Organism: Tripterygium wilfordii
Lineage: Eukaryota; Viridiplantae; Streptophyta; Magnoliopsida; Celastrales; Celastraceae
Product: basic leucine zipper 23-like
Exons: 4
Coding region: 221-1030 (269 amino acids)
Biological process (GO): DNA-templated transcription; regulation of transcription by RNA polymerase II
Molecular function (GO): RNA polymerase II cis-regulatory region sequence-specific DNA binding; DNA-binding transcription factor activity, RNA polymerase II-specific
Source: RefSeq, a predicted model, not a curated record